Capsicum annuum is the source of this 1070-nucleotide messenger RNA. Its product is annotated as 30S ribosomal protein S21, chloroplastic. Gene Ontology annotation, biological process: translation. The transcript has 2 exons. NCBI's taxonomy places the organism in Eukaryota, Viridiplantae, Streptophyta, Magnoliopsida, Solanales, Solanaceae. Gene Ontology annotation, cellular component: ribosome. The record is from RefSeq and is a predicted model, not a curated record. Gene Ontology annotation, molecular function: structural constituent of ribosome. The coding region runs from base 145 to 702 and encodes 185 amino acids.
CCUAAAAUAGGAGGCUUAGGAACCAUCAAAACUAGACAAAAUGAAUUAGCUGCCCUACUCCACUGUAUUUGCUCAGCUCUCUCACUUUGGCAAUGUAAAGUCCCAAAGCUUUAAGCCCUUAAAACCCUCGAAACUCAUACAUCAAUGGCCCUCUUUCUGCCAUCAUCCUUGUUAAACCCUUCCCUUCCUUCUUCUCCUCCCAACAACCAAAACCCUACAAAACCCCAUCCACCCCCCCCGCAACUCAGCACUUUUCGUCCAGUCCCUUUCCCUAUUCCAUCUCUCUCCACUACAUAUUCACCUAUUAUAACUCCAAUUCUAAAACUCAACGAAGAAAACUCUGACCAUACUUCCGAUUAUCUGUUCCCUUCACUUUCAUUUUCCAAUAUUUUAUUCUUUAGAUCAGCAUAUAAUUUUCAGGUUUUUGUUGGGGAAAACGAGCCGGAAGAGAAACUCAUUAGCCGGUUUCGUAGAGAGGUUCUUAGGGCUGGAGUUAUACAAGAGAGUAAGCGCAGAAGAUUUUUUGAAUCUACGCAGGCAAAGAAGAAAAGGAAGCACCGUGAUGCUGCUAGACGAAACCGCAAAAGAAGGCCUCAACCAAAAGCUCUACUAGGGGAUACAAAGGAAACUCUGAAGGAUGCGGGGUAUAAAUCUGAUGAUGAUAAUUGGGACUUCAUUGACGUAGAAUUACCCUAUAAAUGACCUUAUCGAGCAAUGUGAAAACGAAAUGGUCUGAGAAUAAAAGUUUCAUAUAUCAGUUUCUCUUCUAGUACGACGAGCUGCAGCACAGUUCUCACUGAUUUUGCUAUAGAACCUGGCUACCUCUGCAGUUUGGCGUUUUUGUAUAAGCUAACAGGAGUGUAUGACUAUACUGUCACAGAAACAAACUAGUUCUGGCAUAACAGGUGCCCUAAUGUGUUUCCAAGUUCGUAUUAAAGAUCAAUGAAAGGUUGUUGUACAUCUGAUUUUUUAUUUUGGUUCUAACUUUGCAAUAUGUGGUGAUUGUUUCUGAGAGGAUAUUGGUGAACCCCAACAUUUGAUGUUCAAUUUCUGCCAUUCAUUUGUUGCUA